AUGAGACCUCAUGUGCGCUCCUACACUCUGGCCUUUGGGCUCUCCUUGGUCGGCUCGUUGUCCUUGGGUGUGCUGGCACUUUUCUCUAUAUUCACGCAGCCUUUGCAGAGUCGGCUACGAUACCCGCAAUCGACCAUCAACAGCAUCAUAAUCGCCCAAACCUUGGGUCUGAAUGGAUUCACACCCCUUUGUGGGCUCCUCGCCGAUCUCAAAGGGCCCUGGAUCCUUAGUCUGUUGGCGCUCGCUUGCUAUCUACUGGGAUUCUCCUCCGUUCUCUUUAUAUACCAGAACGAGGUGCUUGAUCCCGUCCCCGUGUACAUCAGUUUCUUUCUAAUUGGGUGUGCUCACACGUGUCUUCUGUUUAGCUGCUUGCUCAACUGUGCGCGUUCCCUCGGAAAAUAUUAUACAACACUCGCUAUCGGCACGCCAAACCUGAUGAUUGCCUUUUCCACAUUCCUCGAGAUCCACAUGCUGCAAAACUGGUUUGACGAAUCAGACCCGACUAAGGCAUUCCAGCAGAAAUUACGGUUCUUUAUGAGCACGCUUUGCGCAAGCAGCAUUUUUGCAUUUCUGGGUUGCAAGAUUACCGACCGAACGGAAAAAAACGAGCACGAAAUAGAGCAUUUCAGCAGCUUCAACGCGUCUCCCUUACUUUCAGGAGGCAGUGCGGUCUUAGGCUCCCACUCACCAAAGGCUGCCAUUCCUACAGAAGACCUCGAAUACGUGCAACUGGACGACCAGAUGUCUGCCUCCAGUGUCACCUAUAAGCACAAAAUCACUCGUUUUCUCAAAGAUCCGCUGAUGUACCCUCUAAACAUGGCAUUUUUCAUGGCCGUUGGUGCAACAGAGUUCUUUCUGACGAACCUCAGCUCAAUCCUGUCGUCUCUGGACCAGAACACGCUAGACUACAAUCUGCAGCUCUACUCCAUCACCUCGACGGUAAUUAGGUUCGUGAUUAUGGUGGCCACCGAUCAGGUCUGCGCAAAAUACGGCAUCUCUCGUCUGAGCAUUCUCGCAAGCUUGAUAGUUAUGUGCGGAUUGGGCCAUGUGUACCUGUCCAGCUGGCCCAUCGCUGGACUGCACAUCAACGUCAUUGUGAUGCUCAACGCCAUUCUCAAUUCAGGCCUCUACACGCUUUUCCCGGCAGUGCUGGCGGCAGUCUAUGGGUUUGAGAUUUUAGGGACAACGUAUGGGAUCUUUUCAUGCUGCUCCAUUAUCGGGAACAUGCUGCUCAACCUGGUCUACGGCGUGGACUAUACGCGCAACUGUGUGAAUUCCACUGACAGCAACCUUGUCAUCUGCUCCACAUACACCUUCCUGUUGAGCGGAGUAGUGCUAACUGUUCUGGGGUCGCUGAUCUACUGCUUGAAAAAUAGAUAUCUUGCAAGGGCACACGAAAAUUUCUAG
Messenger RNA from Ogataea parapolymorpha DL-1, 1407 nucleotides. RefSeq lists its product as uncharacterized. The coding region runs from base 1 to 1407 and encodes 468 amino acids. The transcript has a single exon. NCBI's taxonomy places the organism in Eukaryota, Fungi, Ascomycota, Pichiomycetes, Pichiales, Pichiaceae. Gene Ontology annotation, cellular component: membrane. The record is from RefSeq and is a predicted model, not a curated record.